Messenger RNA from Entelurus aequoreus (snake pipefish), 2780 nucleotides. RefSeq names its product glucokinase (hexokinase 4) (gene gck). Gene Ontology annotation, biological process: intracellular glucose homeostasis; glycolytic process; regulation of insulin secretion. NCBI's taxonomy places the organism in Eukaryota, Metazoa, Chordata, Actinopteri, Syngnathiformes, Syngnathidae. The transcript is spliced from 10 exons. Bases 277 to 1635 code for a protein of 452 amino acids. Gene Ontology annotation, cellular component: cytosol; mitochondrion. The record is from RefSeq and is a predicted model, not a curated record. Gene Ontology annotation, molecular function: ATP binding; fructokinase activity; D-glucose binding.
UAUCUCCGCUGCAUUCGGGCGGAAGGUGAGGUACACCCUGGACAAGUCGCCACCUCAUAACCUUCCUAAACUAAAAUGUACUACCAGUGAGACCCACCUAGAUUUUUGAAAGAAGCCGAAGGAGGAGAGGUCGUAGGCCGCCUUGAGAAGGUUGGAUUUGGUGACUCCUUUAUAAAGGAUGCUGAGGCUGUACAGUUUCAUGGUGCCGUUGGAUCCUUCUCGACUGACACGUCCCAACAGGCAGGAUGAUCUAAAAUACAGGAGCAGCAUGACGUAAUGGUAGAUCAAGUCCUGUCUGAGUUCAGGCUAAAAAAAGAAGAACUGAAAGAGAUCAUGAAGAGGAUGCAGAGAGAGAUGGACAGAGGAUUGCGUUUAGAAACGCACGAAGAAGCCAGCGUCAAAAUGUUGCCCACUUAUGUGUGCUCCACUCCAGAGGGAUCAGAGGUGGGCGACUUCUUGGCUCUGGACCUCGGAGGGACCAACUUCCGUGUGAUGCUGGUCAAGGUGGGUGCAGAUGAGGAGAGGAGCUGGAAGGUUGAGACCAACAACCAGAUGUACUCCAUUCCUGAAGAUGCCAUGACCGGGACGGCUGAGAUGUUGUUUGACUACAUCGCCGAGUGCAUGUCCGACUUUUUGGACAAGCACAAUAUCAAGCACAAGAAGCUUCCUCUGGGUUUUACCUUCUCCUUCCCAGUGCGCCACGAGGACCUGGACAAGGGAAUCCUCCUCAACUGGACUAAAGGUUUCAAGGCUUCUGGGGCAGAGGGAAACAAUAUUGUUGGUUUACUCAGAGAAGCUAUCAAGAGACGCGGGGACAUUGAGAUGGAUGUGGUUGCCAUGGUGAAUGACACAGUAGCCACCAUGAUAUCAUGCUACUAUGAGGACCGCAGCUGUGAAGUCGGCAUGAUUGUUGGUACAGGUUGUAACGCCUGCUACAUGGAAGAGAUGAGGACGGUGGAGCUGGUGGAAGGCGAAGAGGGCCGCAUGUGUGUGAACACAGAGUGGGGGGCGUUCGGAAACAACGGCGAACUGGAGGAGUUCAGGCUGGAAUAUGACAGAGUGGUGGACGAGACCUCCAUCAACCCUGGACAGCAACUUUUUGAAAAGCUGAUCAGUGGGAAGUACAUGGGCGAGCUGGUGAGGCUGGUCACGAUGAAGCUGGUUAACGAGAACCUGAUGUUUAACGGUGAGGCCUCGGAGAUCCUAAAGACACGUGGCAGCUUUGAGACGCGCUACGUCUCGCAGGUGGAAAGCGAUUCGGGGGAUAGGAAGCACAUUUUCAACAUUCUGUCCUCGCUGGGCGUGCUGCCCUCCGAGCUGGACUGCGACAUUGUCCAUCUGGUCUGCGAGAGCGUUUCGACUCGUUCGGCACACAUGUGCGGCGCGGGCUUGGCGGCUGUCAUCAACCUGAUGAGGGAGCGACGCAGCCAAGAUGCCCUGAAGAUCACAGUGGGAGUGGACGGCUCUGUUUACAAGCUGCACCCGUGUUUUCGAGACAGGUUCCACAAAAUUGUCAGGGAGCUCACGCCACAUUGUGAGAUCACCUUCAUCCAAUCAGAGGAGGGCAGCGGGCGAGGGGCGGCUCUCAUCUCAGCAGUAGCCUGCAAGAUGGCGGCUUGUUUGCUAACACAGUGAAAGACUGAGCAGGCUCGCCACUAAACUUUUGACUGUUGACUGCAUGACAUAAAGAAGUGCGCUUCACCAUAUUUGUUUAGAAGGCACCCUCAAUACAUUUACAUUUUGCACCUAUAACCAUCAUCUAGGCAUAAAAGCUUGCUCAAAAUCAUUUUCUAAUUUGUCCUUUGGCAUUGAUGAAUAUUUAUAAGAGUGUAUAGUGCAAGGUAGACAAUUCCUACUUUGUAAAUAUGGUGUAUCACUCUGUAUGUCUUAAACCAAACGUGUUGCUUUAUUGUUUUGUGGGUUGGGAUGUAGGCAACAAAUGUAUCUUUACCUUCAUAGUGAAAAAAAUUAAUUGGUAAGAAAAUUUGCUCUGGACAUGUGAUGGAAUAAAGAUUGCAACAUAGAGUAAAUGAUAGAAGAGUGUAGGCCAGUAAUGGUUGGGAGCAUAGACCAGGGGUCCCCACACUUUUUGACUCGGGGCCGCAUUGGGUUUAAAAAAUUUGGCCUGGAGCCGGGCUGUGUGUAUAUAUAUAUAUAUAUAUUCCUCGCGCACACAAUUGAAUGAAAGAGCGUGCACUUGCCGCUCGCUGCCCGACACGUUAUCGAUGUCACGUUAUUGAUGGGAAAAUGCAUUUUUAGACAAUAUGAUUUGCCUGAGUGGCUAGGAGACGCCGAGAGAACAAGUGGUAGAAAAUGGAUUACAAAGGACAUAUUUAAAAAAAAUAAAAAAAAUUUAAAUUAAAAAAAAAAAAAUUAUUGUUUUUUGCAAACAUGCAAACAUGUCUGCGUGAAGUCCCAAGUUAAAACAAAAGAAAAAAUAUUUUUUUAUAACUUGGGACUUCCCACGGGCCGGACUUUGGACAUAUCCGGGCCGUAGUUUGGGGACCUCAGGCAUAGACAAAUCACCCAUAAGGACACAAUAAACGACAACACUAAAUAUAAGACGACAGCUCAUUUUAAGACCCGUUUAUGGAAAAAUAAUUUUUUAAGAUAACGAUUUGUAGAUUGCAAUAAAAAAAAGGACAGUAUAUUUCUUACUUGCUGAACAGUUAUUUGGUGACUCAGCUUUAUUGAUCAGCAUUACCUUUAUGACCAUCCGAACUCCUCUGUUUGCUAACUUGUCGAUUCCAAAUGUACAUAAUAAGAUGUGCUUUACUAGU